Messenger RNA from Camelina sativa (false flax), 1888 nucleotides. Its product is annotated as proline transporter 1. NCBI's taxonomy places the organism in Eukaryota, Viridiplantae, Streptophyta, Magnoliopsida, Brassicales, Brassicaceae. The record is from RefSeq and is a predicted model, not a curated record.
AAGGCAAAACAACAAAAAAAAAAAUUCAGACAAGAAACCUCAACGGCUCAGACCCACCAAUAUCUUUGCUUCUGUCUCAAAGAAUCAGCACUAAUUAUACAUACAUAUAUGAAAAAAAGGAUCCAUCUUUUUCUAAAUCUCUUCUCCCUUUCUUUUUUUUUGACUGAUUAGGAUUUUUCUUCUUCUUUCUGAUCAGUUGCGAAUCGAGCUGGAUUCUCUUGCCUCCUUAUUUUUUCUUUUCUUUCUAUUCAAAUCAAAUCAAAUCAAAUAAGGUCUCUUUAUUAUAUUUUGUUUCUCGUUAUUUAGUGAAGGAGAUAAAUUCGCUAAAAAAAAGGCGAAUCUUUAUUUUUUAUUUUUUGGUUGUAAAAAUUAUAAAAGCUGGCUUUCUCAAAAUUUCUUCAUGUCGUCGACCAAGGAGAAGAAGAAGAAGAAGAAAGAGAACGUCUUCUCUUAGCAACCAUGACCGCCACCGAAGCUAAGAAUCGCAAAACCAAUGUCGGAGACGAUGAUGAUCUUGUUGAUAUCGAAAUCCCUGACACUGCUCACCAAAUUAGCAGCGAUUCAUGGUUUCAGGUGGCGUUCGUUUUGACUACCGGUAUAAACAGUGCGUAUGUGUUGGGAUAUUCAGGAACAAUCAUGGUUCCUUUAGGUUGGAUUGGUGGUGUAGUUGGUCUUCUUAUUGCUACUGCUAUCUCUCUCUAUGCAAAUACUCUCAUUGCCAAGCUUCAUGAGUUUGGUGGCAAAAGACACAUUCGCUAUAGGGACCUUGCUGGAUUCAUUUACGGUAGACAGGCUUAUCAUCUUACAUGGGGAUUGCAAUAUAUCAAUCUUUUCAUGAUCAAUUGUGGAUUCAUCAUACUAGCUGGUUCUGCCUUGAAGGCUGUUUAUGUGCUUUUCAGGGAUGAUCAUACCAUGAAACUACCUCAUUUUAUAGCCAUUGCUGGUUUGAUUUGUGCUAUUUUCGCUAUUGGGAUUCCUCAUCUAUCAGCUCUUGGGGUCUGGCUUGCGGUUUCAACCAUCCUCAGUCUCAUCUACAGCGUUGUGGCAAUCGUGCUAUCGGUUAGAGACGGAGUCAAAACACCAUCAAGAGACUACGAGAUACAAGGAUCAUCAUUCAGCAAAAUAUUCACCAUCACAGGAGCAGCAGCAAAUCUUGUUUUUGCAUUCAACACCGGGAUGCUUCCAGAGAUUCAGGCAACAGUGAGGCAACCAGUUGUAAAGAACAUGAUGAAGGCUCUAUAUUUUCAAUUCACAGCGGGUGUUUUACCGAUGUACGCAGUCACAUUCAUCGGUUAUUGGGCUUACGGAUCCUCAACCUCGACCUUUCUACUAAACAGCGUCAAUGGUCCUCUCUGGGUCAAAGCCCUUGCUAACAUAUCAGCUAUCCUUCAAUCCGUUAUCUCUUUGCAUAUAUUUGCGAGUCCAACAUAUGAGUACAUGGACACAAAGUUUGGAAUCAAAGGAAACCCAUUGGCGAUAAAGAACUUGAUGUUUAGGGUCAUGGCUAGAGGCGGGUACAUAGCAGUUAGCACGCUUCUCUCAGCGCUCUUGCCGUUCUUGGGUGACUUCAUGAGCCUCACUGGUGCAGUGAGCACAUUCCCGCUCACAUUCAUUCUAGCCAACCAUAUGUACUAUAAGGCUAAGAACAAUAAACUCAAUUCAAUGCAAAAGCUAUGGCAUUGGCUGAACGUUGUCUUCUUCAGUUUGAUGUCUGUUGCUGCAGCCAUUGCAGCUGUCAGGCUCAUCGCCGUUGAUUCUAAAAAUUUCCACGUUUUUGCAGAUUUGUAAUUCAUUAUAUAUAUAUUUAUUAUAGUCAACUUGUAUGUUGUUUAUUCUUAGGCGGGGUUUAAUUUCUCCUACCAUAUAUAAGCUUGUUGUAUUCUCUCUC